Messenger RNA from Pistacia vera, 1391 nucleotides. RefSeq names its product glycerophosphodiester phosphodiesterase GDPD1, chloroplastic-like. The record is from RefSeq and is a predicted model, not a curated record. The transcript has 8 exons. Gene Ontology annotation, biological process: glycerophospholipid catabolic process. Gene Ontology annotation, molecular function: phosphoric diester hydrolase activity. Bases 90 to 1253 code for a protein of 387 amino acids. Lineage: Eukaryota; Viridiplantae; Streptophyta; Magnoliopsida; Sapindales; Anacardiaceae.
CCCAACGUCGAAAUUACCGUUGUCCUCUGCUUCUCUCAUUCUUGAAAUCCUCCUCUUUCUUAGACAAUUUAAUAAAAUAAAUAACAAAAAUGGCUCUCAAAGCUGUUCAUGUCUCCGAUGUUCCCAAUCUUGAUCAAGUCCCUGAUAAUGUAGCAUUAAACUUCUGCGCAACCCGCUUCUGCAAUGGUGUUAAUGGUGAUAGCGAUGAAGUAAAGGGUAGUUUUAAGUUUCCAAAAUUUGUUGUCAUGGGACACAGAGGAACUGGAAUGAACAUGUUGCAGUCACCUGAUAAAAGAAUGAAAUCAAUCAAAGAGAAUACAAUUCUUGCCUUCAAUGCAGCCACCAUUUUCCCUCUUGACUUCAUUGAAUUUGACGUUCAGGUGACCAAAGAUGAAUGUCCAGUCAUUUUCCAUGACAAUUUCAUCCUCUCUCAAGAAAAGGGUCUAAUUGUUCAGAAAAGAGUGACUGAUCUCAGUUUAGAAGAAUUUCUUUCCUAUGGACCCCAGAAAGAGCCUGGAAAAGUGGGGAAGCCUAUGUUUAGAAAACUAAAGGAUGGAAGAAUUUUUGAAUGGAAGGUUGAAAAAGAUGCUCCUCUAUGUACAUUGGAAGAGGCUUUCGAGAAAGUUGAUCACUCAAUAGGCUUUAAUAUUGAAUUGAAGUUUGAUGAUCAGAUAGAUUACGAAGAAGAACAACUUUCACAUAUACUUCAAGUUAUCUUGCAGGUGGUAUUUAAGCAUGCCAAGGACAGGCCUAUCUUCUUUUCCAGCUUUCAACCCGAUGCUGCUCUGUUGAUCCGGAAACUGCAGAGCACUUACCCUGUGUUCUUCUUAACCAAUGGAGGGGCACAAAAUUACACAGAUGUAAGAAGGGGUUCUUUAGAUGAGGCCAUUAAGGUGUGCAUGGUUGGUGGCUUGCAAGGGAUUGUAUCUGAAGUAAAAGCUAUCUUUAAAAAUCCAGGGGUAUUAGCAAGAAUCAAAGAGUGCAAGCUUUCUCUUGUAACAUACGGCGAAUUGAAUAACGUUCCGGAGGUGGUCUUCUUGCAACGUUUAAUGGGAGUUGAAGGGGUGAUUGUUGACCUUGUUGAAGAGAUCACUGAGGCAAUCACAGAUUUAAUUAGCAAUGUAAAUGUUGAAGAAGAGAGCUUGUUUGGAGAGGAUGGAAAGAUGAUAUUAAAAACAAAGCUCGAAAUCUCAAAGGAUGAACUCUCAUUUCUUUUUACUAAGCUUAUCCCAGAACUGAUACAGUCUAAUUGAAGGCAUUAAACACUUGGAAAUGCUCCCCAAACACUAGUCUUCUUUUUUCAAAUCUAGUGUAAAUAGAAACCCUUUUUUGUGCAUACUAUCACUUUGUACUAAUGGUUGUCCACUCUUGUAUGAAAAAGCUUUUACCUA